Messenger RNA from Lotus japonicus, 978 nucleotides. Its product is annotated as receptor-like protein 19. The transcript has a single exon. Lineage: Eukaryota; Viridiplantae; Streptophyta; Magnoliopsida; Fabales; Fabaceae. Gene Ontology annotation, molecular function: protein binding. The record is from RefSeq and is a predicted model, not a curated record. The coding region runs from base 1 to 978 and encodes 325 amino acids.
AUGGCAGGUAAUUGGAAGAUGCUUCACAUUGUUGAUCUAGCCUCCAAUAAUUUCACUGGCACACUAUCUAGAUCACUCUUGCAAAGUUGGCCAACAAUGAUGGGUGGUGUUCAUGUAGAAAACUUUGGCAAUUUAUUCUCUCGUGUGUUUGAUGAUCAUGGUAAUGUGCACUUCAAGGAUAGGUUGCCAACCUUCAACAAAGUUAUUGCUAAAAGAUUAGCUAAACUGCUAGCAGGGAUACCUCAGAAAACGAUUGAUCACAUAUAUUCUUAUUCUGCUUAUUCUAACCAAUUACAAUAUGGGGGAGCCUACCUUGAUUCAGCUACAGUUGUCAACAAAGGCUUGCAAAUGAGGUUUGUCAAGAUUCCAGCUGUGUUCACUUCAUUGGAUGUUUCAUCCAACCAUUUUGAAGGUCCAAUACCAGAAGAGCUUAUGAGUUUCAAAGCACUCAUUGUUCUUAACUUGUCACACAAUGCUUUCUCGAGCCAUAUCCCUUCAUCACUUGGAAAUUUGACGCAAAUUGAGUCCUUAGACUUGUCAAGUAACAGUUUGAGUGGAAUGAUUCCCACAGAGACUGCAAGUUUAUCUUUCCUAUCAGUUUUGAAUCUCUCCUAUAAUCAUUUGGUUGGAAAGAUUCCGACAGGUACUCAAAUUCAGACUUUUGAAGCAGAUUCUUUUGAAGGAAAUGAAGGGCUAUGUGGACCUCCACUGGCUAAGAUUUGUAGUGAUGAUGGCCUUCCUACACCAGCAUCAUCAUCUGUAGCUUCUGAAACAGAGAGAUCAAUUCAGUGGAACUUUUUGAGUGGUGAGUUGGGGUUCACUGUUGGCUUUGGAUGUGUGAUUCUUCCCCUUCUUUUAUGGAAGAGAUGGAGGUUGUGGUAUAGCAAGCAUGUGGAUGAAUUGCUCUAUAGGAUGUUUCCUCAACUUGAUUUUGUAUAUGAAUUCCAUGGAGGGAAGAAAUACAGAACUCUAAGGUAA